CCCAUUCACUGCUCGGGAAAAGAUAGGACCACGCCUAUUCGGCACUACGCACGCGCAGAAUUGUUCGCCGGUCUGCGGCGGAAGACUUCGCCCCAGAGGCCUGUCAAUCAGCCUGCCGCUACAGGGAAGAUGGCGGCGCCCGUAAGGUCCGCGGAGUAGCUGAGCCGCGGUGGUUACUCUGCGCCGAGCUUCACGCCCCCCCACCUGUGGUUUUUUUGUCGUCGUGCCUGACGCUUCCCUCGAGAUUUCCAGAUGUUGCCGCUCAGCCGUAGGUGGCGCCGGUUUGCGGCGACCCCGGUCUCCGCGAGCUGGUUCCAGUGCACAAGGAAAGACGCAACCUCGGCCCAUCAUGACGUCAGCACUCCGAAGUAUGACGUCGUGGUCAUCGGUGGUGGUCACGCCGGCACGGAAGCGGCCUCGGCGGCAGCCAGGCUGGGCGCGCACACUCUGCUGCUCACGCACAAAAUAGACACCAUAGGACAAAUGUCAUGCAACCCUUCCUUUGGUGGAAUUGGAAAAGGGCAUCUGGUAAGAGAGGUGGAUGCACUGGAUGGGCUCUGUGCUAGAAUCUGUGAUCGGUCUGGAGUGCAUUACCGUGUCCUGAACAAGAGGAAGGGACCAGCUGUCUGGGGUCUCCGUGCCCAAAUUGACAGGAAGCUCUACAAAGAGAAUAUGCAGAAAGAGAUUCUCCAAACUCCACUUCUGACAGUGUGGGAAGCAUCUGUGGAGGAUCUCCUACUGACAGCGCCAGAAUCAGAUCAUCCUGGGAAAUGCUGCGUCCGUGGAGUAAUCCUGGAUGAUGGAAGGACAGUGCAUGCUGGGAGUGUUGUUCUGACCACAGGAACAUUUCUGAGAGGGAUGGUCCUAAUUGGAUUGGAAACGCAUCCUGCUGGGCGUAUGGGAGACCGGCCCUCCAUUGGCCUUGCCCAGACUCUGGAAAGACUUGGAUUUACUAUAGGAAGGCUAAAGACUGGGACUCCACCCCGACUACUGAAGGACUCCAUUGACUUCACUGACCUGCAGAAACAGGAACCGGACCGCCCUCCUGUGCCAUUCAGUUUCCUUAGUGAAGCAGUGUGGAUUAAGCCAGAAGAUCAACUGUUCUCCUACCUGACUCACACGAAUCCCAAAGUAGAACAGAUGGUCCGUGACAAUCUCCACCUGACCGCCCACAUCAAAGAGACGACAAGAGGACCUCGGUACUGUCCCUCCCUUGAGUCUAAAGUUCUACGUUUCCCAGAUCGUACGCAUCAGAUCUGGCUCGAGCCUGAAGGCCUGGAUUCCAAUGUCAUCUAUCCACAAGGAAUAUCCAUGACAUUGCCGUCUGAGAUCCAAGAGGAGAUCAUCCCACACAUUAGGGGCUUGGAAAAAGCUAAAAUGAUGCAGCCAGGCUAUGGUGUUCAGUAUGAUUUUCUGGACCCACGUCAGCUGACUGCCUCCCUCGAGUCUCAUCUUGUUCAGCGGCUCUUCUUUGCAGGACAGAUAAACGGCACAACAGGCUAUGAGGAGGCUGCAGCCCAGGGUAUCAUUGCUGGAAUAAAUGCUGGUCUGCGGGUCAAAGGGAAACCUCCUUUUAUUGUUAGUCGCACUGAGGGUUACAUUGGUGUUUUGAUCGAUGAUCUUACCACUCGCGGUACGAAUGAGCCCUACCGAAUGUUCACCAGCCGAGUUGAGUUCCGGAUGGCCCUGCGGCCAGAUAAUGCUGACACUAGGCUCACUGUCCGAGGUUAUCAUGAAGCUGGCUGUGUGUCCCAAAAGCGAUAUGACCAAGUAUGUUGGAUGAAAGCAAAGUUGGAAGAAGGAAAGGAAGCUCUGAAGUCUGUUCGUUUCGACCCUGCAAAAUGGUCUGAGCUAAUUCCAGAGGCAACCAUAAGUCCUCAACGUAACACAGUUUGCAGUGCUCUGGACAUCCUUGUGUACCAAAAUAUCAAUAUGGAGAUUUUGGCAAGAGCUGUUCCAGAGCCCCUGAAAAAGUUUGCUGAGAUGAGACAAGUAGCAGAUAGACUGAAAAUAGAAGCUCUUUAUGAAAUGAGUGUGUCCCUUCAGAAGCUAGAAAUAGAGGAAGUCCGUCAAGAUGAGGCUCUACAGCUGCCAGAAGAUCUGGAUUAUUUUAAAAUAAAUACAUCUUUAUCGGAUGAAGUGCGGGAGCUAUUGGACUCCUGUCGUCCUCAGACGAUUGGUGCUGCCAGUCGUAUCCCUGGAAUUACACCAGCUGCUCUUCUUAAUCUACUGAAAUUUGUGAAAAAAAGUCAGAAAAGCGCAGAAAGAAGAGAGUCACCCAGAAAUUUUGGACCCUUAGCAAAGACAGAGCCGUUAGGAGAAAAAAGGGUUUCAAACUGCUAAGAUGAACAUUGCUUUUUAAGCUAAAUCCAUUGAAGAGUUAUUCAUGUAUGUUCUUGGAGCACAUACACAUAUUUUGCUGUAUGUACUGUAUAUUUAAUCCAGUAAAUACGGAGACAUGUCA
This is a messenger RNA of Pogona vitticeps (central bearded dragon), 2464 nucleotides long. It is a transcript of the gene MTO1, whose product is annotated as mitochondrial tRNA translation optimization 1. Gene Ontology annotation, molecular function: flavin adenine dinucleotide binding. Gene Ontology annotation, biological process: tRNA wobble uridine modification; tRNA methylation. Lineage: Eukaryota; Metazoa; Chordata; Lepidosauria; Squamata; Agamidae. The record is from RefSeq and is a predicted model, not a curated record. Gene Ontology annotation, cellular component: cytosol.